Musa acuminata AAA Group (dessert banana) is the source of this 2818-nucleotide messenger RNA. RefSeq names its product polyadenylate-binding protein-interacting protein 11-like. The record is from RefSeq and is a predicted model, not a curated record. The transcript is spliced from 7 exons. Lineage: Eukaryota; Viridiplantae; Streptophyta; Magnoliopsida; Zingiberales; Musaceae. Gene Ontology annotation, molecular function: RNA binding. The coding region runs from base 2246 to 2581 and encodes 111 amino acids.
GUUCCGAUGAUCUGAUCCACCCUUGAUGCGGGUGACAGCAAUGGGUAGGGAAAUUACUGCAUAUUUUAUCUUAUAGGUGUCAGGACACGAUGGUUGUUAGACCGCGGCAUAUAUGAAAAUUUCCGUCCGUGGGAUCAACAAAAUUUACGGAGCUUAAAGCUAAAUCCAGCCGUCCUCUUUAAGGUAAGAAAUGGACAAUAGAAACGGGAGUGAGAGAGAGAGAGAGAGUCCGGUGACCGCCUCCACCUCCGUCCCUACCAAAACCUCAAGAAUCCGUCGUCCAAUUGGGCGUACGCCAACCAACGACCCUCUCCUAAGUUUCCCCCCUCUUUAGUCUUUUUCUAUGUUACAAUUGAAUACCUCACCAAAGAGGAAGAAGGUGGAGAAACGAAACUGGUUGGUUGGGCAUUGCGAUCAUGGCCGCCAUUGAGAGGACGAGCGGCGUCGAUCUGGUGGCGACCGGGAGCCCCUCCACUGGCGGCGGCCGUGGCCGAGCACAGGAGCCCUGUAGCCCCAAGGAUCUGGCCUCCGCCUACGACGUCGCCGGGCUCCCCGUACUCUGCUAGUACCCCGACGGCUCGGUCGAUUUCCACUUGGAGCCUCUGCUGGAUCGGGGGCUAGCCAGGGACUGGGCUACGGCCGUGUCGGCAUUGGCGGCGCAGAGGCCCAACGGCGUCGUCUCUGGAAGCGAAAGGUUUAAGCGGGAGAUGAUGGAUUUGGAGGAGUUGCUCUCGAGGCUGAACCCGAUGGCGGAGGAGUUCGUGCUCCCGUCUCUCUCGGGACAAGGGAAUUGGUGCGGCGCGGCCGGCGGCGGUGACGGAGGGUUUUAUGCCAAUGGUUUUGGGUGAGCAACCAAGUGCGGAAUAUGGUGGGAUGCGUGUAAGAAGAAGAAUGGAUAUGGUGAUGGAAAGCAGCGUCGGAUAAAUAGCCGGACUAGCUUGGCACAGCGAGACGAAGUGAUUAGAAGAACUGUGUACGUCUCAGACAUCGAUCAUCAAUCAGGUAGUCAGGCUAAUCCAGAAUUUGUCAGUGCUAUAUGUCCUUUAAUUUGAUGAUUUGAACAAAUCUCGGGAGCAUAUUUACAGAUGGCUUUGGAUUGAGCUUUGGUCAAUGAUCAUAUCAUGUCUUUUUCCUUUUGUUAAUUCCUUUUUCUCCCUUAUGUGUUGAUGGCCUUUGGACAUCCUCGCUCGGGACACAGCAUGUAGACUCAGGAUAAAUGCUCAUUGACCAUCUCUUGUGGUAUUCUUUAAAUGAUUGAUUCCUUACACAUCUCAAUCUACGUCACUAUUAUGCUAUUUUUGGGUUAAACUAGACUUUUAUCUUGAUCUUAUUGGAAGACAAGGUUUUGAAACUUUAUGAUGUACGAUGGGUUUUAAUUAUUUAUUUGUGAAUAGAAGAAAAGAGCGGAAAGUAAGAUUAUAACAUAAAGGUAAUAAGAAGAAAUGGAUAAUAGGAUGGGUUUUAAUUAUUUAUUUGGGAAUAGAGGUAAAGAGGGGAAAGGAAGAUAAUAACGAAAAGAUAAUAAGAAGAAAUGGAUAAUUCCUCGACUCAAGGACAUAGUUUUGCACAUCCACAUGUCUCACCCUAGUUUACGAGACGAUCCUGAAUUAUGUUCGCAAAAUUUCUAGCCUAGUCUGUGAGACAGUACCAGAUCAAAUUUUGCCAAGUUAUGACAAUUACAUUUUUCAAACAUUUCUAUUCCAUAUUGAACUUGUUUUGGGAAGGACCUAUUCUCUUUUAAAUUGCCAAAUUCUCAGUGUUGAACUUAGACCUGCAUCUAAUAUAUAUGGUUUGUAUCUCACUCAGUCCUGUAUGUCCUUGAUCAUCUGAGAGAACUAGUAAAAUUAUGGCAUCACCAGUUCAUUGAUCUGAGGCAAUAACUGGUUUUGAAAAGGUGACAGAUGUUCCAUGUUUUCUUUUGCCAUUUGCCAGCCUUGUGUAAUCAUGCUUUCAUAAAAUUUAUGUUUGCAGUGUACUGAGAAACUCUGAAACAUGUCUCAUAUUCGAUAUUAUUUUUAAUGCUAUGGGAAGAGUACUUUAAAUGAUUUGUUGCAAUACAACACAUUUAACGUUUCUAAACUUUCAGAACGGAGUCUGUGAUGUAUGUUUCUGCUUUAUAUUUACGUCACUGAAGAACAGUUUACAGCACAUUUCAUCAACUGCGGGCAGGUGAGAUACUUGUAUACUCUUCAUGUCUCAUCAAAGAGCAUAACACUUCUAAAUAAAGUAUUGAGGCAGGUCGUUGAUGUGUUCAAGGACUGUCUACUGUACAAAUAUUGACAAGAAGGUUUCUCAGGCAGAUCUUAAACUCUUCUUCGAAUCUAUUUGUGGAGAGGUUUACCGCUUAAGAGUGCUUGGCGAUUGUCAACAUUCCACGAGGAUUGCUUUUGUGGAGUUUGUGAUGGCUGAGAGUGCAACCGCUGCUCUGAACUGUAGCGGUGUGGUCUUAGGAUCCAUGCCGUUAAGGAUAAAGCCCUUAAAAGACUCCUCGUGCGCCCGGGUUCACCUCAGUGUCCCAUGUGCUUUAAUCUUCGAGAGCUCCAGGAGGUGGCUGACAGCAGCCACGCAUACAGAUAUUUAAGGUUUCUGGAACAUUGGGGCUUUGAUAUUUAUCCACGAUCCGGCACCAAGACCUUCAGAGUGUUUCUACGAAACAAAAUAUUCGGCCUGCCGAGAUCUUUCUAAGUUUCAGAUUGUAUCUUAUCAGAAGGGUGAGAGGUGUUUUUGUUAUUUAGUAGAUUUCCAUUACACUAAAGUAUUAGCUACUGCAUCCAGGACUCUCACGAGCAGUUAUUUGAACUACGCCACUUUUCUCGAA